AUGUGGCUCUCCGGUGCCUGUUCUCUGCUAUGGCUGCUGGCAGCAUGGGCCGUGGGGACGCGAGCAGCCGUCGAGGCAGAUACUUCUACGAAGAGUAUACCGCUGCGGACACACAGCCUUGCACCUCCAUAUCUUGACUCCGACAUGUCGAGUCGAUGGUUCGAUUUUGGUGGCGACGCCAUCAUACGAGCAGACCAAUAUAUACGAUUAGCCUCCGAUCUCCCUUCGCGGUCGGGCUGGAUCUUCUCCAGAAUACCAUUGACAGCGACGAAUUGGGAGGUGGAAUUUGAAUUCUCGAUAUCGGGAUCAGGUCAUCUACACGGCGACGGGUUUGCGUUGUGGAUUACCAAGGAGAGAGCUCAGCCUGGCCCGGUAUUUGGUCAUGCGGACCGAUUUGAGGGACUGGGCAUCUUCUUCGAUACCUACAAGAACCACAGACCAGGAGUGGUGUUUCCAUACGUGAUGGCGAUGAUGGGGGAUGGCAAGACCACGUAUGACUCGGCGAACGACGGCAAGGCGAAUGAGAUUGGUGGUUGUUCGGCUCGAGGACUGCGUGGCGCGUCGAUUCCUGCGAAGGCCAAAUUGACCUACUUCCAAGACAAGUCACUCUCACUACAACUUCAAUACAAAGCGGCGGACUCGUGGAUUGAUUGCUUCACCCUCGAGCCCACCGAAGAUCAACCACUGAAGAUGCCCAAUACGGCAUAUCUGGGAUUCAGCGCGCACACGGGCGAAUUGUCGGAUAACUUCGACAUUAUCAGCGUGGAGACACGGAAUCUGUACAACCCUGUGGCGGCGGACGCGGGAAGACGUACCGCCGCCGCCGCCAGAGCCAAGGGCCGGGCCAGAAGAGAAGGAAAGAGCGGCGGAUGGGGAUGGUUCUUCUUCAAGAUCAUUCUGUUCGCGGGUCUGGUUGGGGGAGGCUAUGUUGGGUACACCCAGUACAAGGAGAAGCAGCGGUACAAGGGAUUCUAG
Rhinocladiella mackenziei CBS 650.93 is the source of this 975-nucleotide messenger RNA. RefSeq lists its product as uncharacterized. Gene Ontology annotation, cellular component: Golgi membrane; endoplasmic reticulum membrane; COPII-coated ER to Golgi transport vesicle. Gene Ontology annotation, biological process: Golgi organization; endoplasmic reticulum to Golgi vesicle-mediated transport; endoplasmic reticulum organization. The record is from RefSeq and is a predicted model, not a curated record. The transcript has 3 exons. Bases 1 to 975 code for a protein of 324 amino acids. Gene Ontology annotation, molecular function: D-mannose binding. Lineage: Eukaryota; Fungi; Ascomycota; Eurotiomycetes; Chaetothyriales; Herpotrichiellaceae.